Messenger RNA from Drosophila grimshawi, 3492 nucleotides. RefSeq names its product exostosin-3 (gene botv). The transcript has 3 exons. NCBI's taxonomy places the organism in Eukaryota, Metazoa, Arthropoda, Insecta, Diptera, Drosophilidae. Gene Ontology annotation, cellular component: membrane. Gene Ontology annotation, molecular function: glycosyltransferase activity. The record is from RefSeq and is a predicted model, not a curated record. The coding region runs from base 210 to 3155 and encodes 981 amino acids.
UUAAUCUAUGUAUAAAUAUUUAUGUGCCGCCCCAUAUAGAAAGUAAUUUGAAAAUGCAUGGGGCUGGAAAACACCGGCCACCAUCUGCGACGUGCAGCAGCCAAGAAGACUUGUGUACAUAUGCAAAAACUAGUGAAUACCCCGAAUGCUGCAUGCUUAAGCAAACAAUUUGAAUAAAAUUGCACGCUGCUGGCAGUAAUAUCCUCAACAUGUCCCUGGCCUUUGACGUGGACAACUCUAGUGGGAACGCAGCAUAUCACAAUUUAGCUGCCAACAGCGUUAACGAUACAAAUAAAGUGACAGCAACAACCUCACUCUCCUCGUCGCUUCCACAAAGAUAUCGAUUGUGGAUGCGACAUUGUCGCCUCUACAAGUUAACACUUCUAAUUCUGCUACUUUUGGUGCUGCUCCCACUGCUGGCGCAUCGCAAGCUGCUCAAUGUGGAGCACGAUGCACCCCAGACAGAUGUGCAUCGCAGUCGACCACUACUCGAUGCCUACGAGGAUUUCAGUGCGAUGCGGGCCGGCGAUCUAAAAAUGCGCAUCGAGGAAAUGCUCCGCAUCAAGAGCACCGUUUCUGUGGAGCUGCGCGAAUUAGAAUCGCGUCGCCAGAAGCUGCAGUCUGACAUUAGCUUGUACAAUCAAAAGAUCGAGGAACUGAAGCAGGAGCUAUUGCGCGAACAGACCGAACUGGAGCGUCUCAAGAUCUCCGUGGAGCAGGCGCAGGUGGCGCAACGCGAAGCCGUCCAGCGAAACACUCCUGAUUUGGCUUUGCCACGCACCUUGUUGCCCAGCUAUUUGCCACGCAAAAUGAAUGCGAUCAGUGCUGGCGUGGCCGCUUCGUGUGAGAUUCAUAAUUGUUUUGAUCACUCACGGUGCAGUCUUACGUCCGGUCUUCCGGUCUAUCUCUACGAUCCGGAUGUUUACAAUGUGCAGCAUGCUGGCUACGAUAUCGAUGGCUUCCUAAAGACGACCAUUAAACAAACACUGGGUUAUAAUGCGCACAUUGUGCGUGAUCCGAAGCAGGCCUGCAUUUAUCUCGUUCUGGUGGGUGAGGCACUGCUGGAGCAGGAUCUGCUGCGCAACAAUCGCUAUGCGGCACAGGAACAGGCCGCUGAACAACAACAGCAGGAGCGUUCACCGUCCAGCGAUGAUGCUGGGAAUCUAUCGCCAUCUAUCGAUAUGGAGAAGCUGUAUAAGUUGCCACAUUGGGGCGGCGAUGGACGCAAUCAUGUUUUGCUUAAUUUAGCACGUCGCGAUCUCAAUUCGGCACGCACCAAUCCGCUGCUGGAACAGAACACGAUGCGUGCCAUAAUCGUGCAGAGCUCCUUUGAUCGUGGCCAGUUCCGGCCUGGCUAUGAUCUAAUUGUGCCGCCCAUUCUGGGCCCGCCCGGUGGCGAUGUGUGGCAGGAGUGCGCAAGCAUGGUGCCAGCUCGACGCAAGUUCUUGCUCACAUUUCAGGGUGAACUACGGCCUACUUCGGCAGCUCAACCCGCCCAGCCGCUGGAUGACUUCAUACUUGAUCACCUGCGAGAUAUGUCGCGUAGUGCCACGCAGGAUCAGUUUAUGUUGCAAUUCCAGUGUGUUCCCGCAACGGAGCAACAAGACGCAGACACCUUGGGCGACUGGACACUUUGCGGCUCGGACUCCUCGCGCAAACAGCUGCUCAAGGAUUCCACAUAUGUGCUAAUCCUGCCACCGUUGGGUCAACGAGUCAGCUCCACACUAAUGUUGGCCCGUCUCUAUGAAGCGUUGCGCUCCGGCGCCGUGCCCGUCAUUUUGGGUGCGGAUGAGCUGCGUCUGCCAUAUGCGGAGACCAUCGACUGGCGGCGUGUUGCCCUCCUGCUGCCCAAGGCACGCAUAACCGAGCUGCAUUUCCUGUUGCGUGCCGUUCAAGAUGCGGAUUUGUUGCUCUUGCGUCGUCAGGGUCGCCUCAUUUGGGAACGCUAUCUGAGUUCAGUGCAGGCCACGGUGGACACUGUGAUAGCCAGUUUGCGGGAUAGACUGGGCAUACCGCCACGGCCGGUGCCAUCGUUUGUCGCCCAGAGUGUCUUCAAUAGCACCUUCAUACCGUUGAAAUCGGAGCCGCCGGUGGGCAUGGACACCGAACCUGAAGAAUCGCUUGGCCCCAUUGAGCCACCCUAUGCAAGUCCAGCAUUCCGACGCAACUACACCGUCCUACGCAUACAUUCGCGCGAAGCCUGGAACGAUUGGAUGGAUCCAUUCUACCUGUAUCCACAACUACCCUCGGAUCCAGCUCUGCCGUCCGAGGCAAAGUUCAUGGGUUCACAUACCGGUUUCCGACCGAUUGGCAAAGGUAUCGGUGGCGCUGGCAAGGAGUUCAGUGAGGCACUGGGUGGCAAUUAUCCGCGCGAGCAGUUCACCAUUGUCAUCCUGACAUAUGAACGAGAACAGGUGCUCAUGGACUCAUUGGGUCGCCUAUACGGCCUGCCCUACCUCCACAAAGUGGUCGUCGUAUGGAACUCGCCCAAGCCACCCUUGGAUGAUCUACGCUGGCCGGACAUUGGUGUUCCAGUCGCCGUGGUUCGGGCGCCACGUAAUUCGCUGAAUAAUCGCUUUCUGCCCUUCGAUGUGAUCGAAACGGAAGCAGUUCUAUCUGUGGACGACGAUGCUCAUUUGCGGCACGACGAGAUCUUGUUCGGGUUUCGCGUGUGGCGAGAACAUCGCGACCGGGUCGUCGGUUUCCCGGGUCGCUAUCACGCCUGGGACCUGAGCAGCAACAGCAUGUGGCACUACAAUUCGAACUACAGCUGCGAGCUGAGCAUGGUGCUAACCGGUGCCGCCUUCAUCCAUAAGUAUUACAUGUAUCUGUACACCAGUCAGCUGCCACAGGCCAUUCGCGACAAGGUCGACGAGUAUAUGAACUGUGAGGACAUUGCCAUGAAUUUUCUUGUCUCACAUUUGACGCGUCGGCCGCCUGUCAAGGUCACUUCGCGUUGGACGUUCCGUUGUCCCACGUGCCCCGUGUCACUCAGCGAGGAUGACACACACUUUCAGGAGCGGCACAAGUGCAUCAAUUUCUUUAGUCAAGUCUUUGGCUAUACGCCGCUGUUAAACACUCAAUUCCGGGCCGAUUCGAUUCUGUUCAAGACGCGAAUUCCACAUGACAAGCAAAAAUGCUUCAAGUACAUUUAGUUUCUCAGAUUUAGACUCAGACUCCGACUCCACAUAUCAUUCACUAGCGAGCGAGCGUACUUAUGCUGACUCUUAUAUACCCACUCUUAUAUGGUGAUCUUUAUAUAUUAUUCUGACUGUUAUCUGUAAAGCAGAAACUUAAUAAAUCAAUAAUUUAUGUUAUAUGUAAAUAGGAUAUGUCAUCAAACAAUAGUUGCCAUAUAUAAAUAAAUUCUAGGUUCCAGCUUCGACUUGUCGAAGAUGGAUGCAUAGCUAACCCAAAGUGUUUGUAAGACUUUUAAUAUGUGCUAAGCUCUGUGACUUUGUAUAUAAUGAAAAUAAAUGAAAUAUACAUCAA